This is a messenger RNA of Dermochelys coriacea (leatherback sea turtle), 3011 nucleotides long. Its product is annotated as slit homolog 2 protein-like. Bases 1595 to 2023 code for a protein of 142 amino acids. Gene Ontology annotation, molecular function: protein binding. Lineage: Eukaryota; Metazoa; Chordata; Testudines; Dermochelyidae. The record is from RefSeq and is a predicted model, not a curated record. Gene Ontology annotation, cellular component: plasma membrane. The transcript has 5 exons.
UGGUGUUGUUUACGGGAGAGGUGCUUGGAUGUUUGCGGCAGCAGGGCGAGAAGGCGGAGGAAGGGGCAAGGCGGAGGGUCCGGGUAUCUGUGGCAAAAGCUGCUGGAAGCUUCCUGUUUGCUAAAGAGCCAAGCAGCAGCAGCAGCAGCAGCAGCCGCUUGGAAAGCGCUGGCACAGGUUUUUGUGGCGCCCUGGGAAGCACUUUCCGCAGCGCUAGCAGUGACACACACCUUGCAACGGGGAAGCGAAGCGGCCUGCGUAUGUGCCUCAUCCUAUUGUUCAAACUGAGAGACUUAGGGGUGUGAAGGAAGGAGCUUGCGUGUCGUCUCUCUUCUCCCACCCCCCGCCCCCUAUUCUCCUCUCCCCGUGCGCAGGAGGAGACCAGCCGCCCGGAAGCUACGGGGGCUGGAGCCAGCUCUGGACUGUUUUAUACAGACAUCCCCUGCUCAGGUGCGCCUGCGGGAAUCGGGGAGGGGAACGGAACCCUUUCCCAGGCGUUCUCCCUUCCCAGGCUGGGGAAAGGAAAGUUCUUCCUUCAGCUCCUCUACAUAGCCAUCGCAGGAGCUGCUGAACUGUCUUCCCCUACACGAGCCCCGCCUUUCCCAUCAGGUGCCUGCCGCUGCAGCAGAGCGGCUGUAUCCGGGAGACGAGAGGGAACACACACUACCUUCGCUAGCGGUGCUGUCUCGCUGGGCUCCCAGGAUCGCCAGGGCAGCGAUAGCUGUGAUCCCUCACCCAGGAGGAGGUGGUGGAUGAGCGCUCUCUGCAGCAGGGCAACGGAUCGCUUCUCAAACUGCUCCUGACUGUCGUGCUCCGGGAAUAGCUCUUUCCUGCGACACUGGGCUUUGGGAGCUUACAACCCAACAUCUUGUGUGUUGACUCUCUCUUCUCUUCUCCCUUCCCCUCCCUCCCUCCUCCCCCCCGACCCCGAGGCAGUUUGAUGAAUGCUUUGGGAGUGAGGUAUGAUUUGCUGAGGCUCCUCUGGCAGAAGUGUGUGUGUGUGUGUGUGUGCAGUUGCAGAGCGAGCCCCCACCCCUUUGCAAGACUGUAACCAGCCCGUCGGUGGGGGAAGCGUGCGAGUGAGCCGCUCUGCCCAAGUGCUUUGAAUCGCUCGCGUGUGGUGCCGCUGGGCGAUUGGUCGCAAUGCAGUUCUAUGGGAAACAUGCAGCUUUAAGCAAACGUGGGGUCCGUGGCUUCUAGCGGGGUGGGGGGGGGGAAUCGUUAAAAGGGACGAGGAGGAGGAAGAAGCGGAGUCACCCAGCUCUGCCCUUUCCGGAAUCGGUGGCUUUGCUUCGCAUUUGCAGGGAGUGUGUGCGCCAAGAACAAGUCCUGCAUCUUUUCUGCCACCAGAAGGGCUACGAGACCCCGGCUCGCUCCCCCCCCCCCCCCAGCGAAGUUGGUUUGAGGGGCGGAUUGGUGCCGCCCUUCUUACCUUGCCGGGGAUUUUUGGUUCCGCCUUGGAUCGCGAAGGACUCCGGUUGCCUUCUCAUACCCUUCAAGUUGCCCAAGUACUCGCUCCGCUGAGGAGCAGGAGGGCGAUUGUGUCCUGUCUUAUCUGCGGGGCGGUCUGCCUCUCUCCCUGGCCCGGGGGCUAAUGCUGCAGGGCUCGACGGCGGCGCAGGCUCGGCGGCGGAGGAUGGGCGGCUUCGGGAGGCUCUCCCUGGGGCUCGUGCUGCUGGGGAUCCUGAGCGAGGUGGCGCCGCAGCCCUGCCCGGCUCAGUGCUCCUGUUCCGGCAGCACCGUGGACUGUCACGGGCUGGCGCUGCGGAGCGUCCCGAGGAACGUCCCCCGCAACACCGAAAGGCUGGACCUUAAUGGAAAUAAUAUCACAAGAAUCACCAAGACUGACUUUACUGGCCUAAGACACCUUCGAGUCCUUCAGCUCAUGGAAAACAAGAUUAGCACUAUUGAAAGGGGAGCAUUCCAGGAUUUAAAAGAGCUGGAGAGGCUGCGUCUAAACAGAAAUAAUCUUCAGCUGCUUUCUGAGUUGCUGUUUCUGGGGACUCCAAAACUAUACAGCUGAAUUGCAGGUUACAGUUGCUACGGUUACCGUUGUCUGGUCAGAUCGACAUCAUUACUCAUCUAGUGAGCUGCCAUGAUAGCUACUGCUGAUUUCCUUUGCUGGGAACACCGAAGAUGUUUGACGCAAAGAGGAUGAAAGUUCUUCAGAUUGGUGUCGUAUCUCUUUUUUGUAACUGCUAUGAGAGCACCUACUUUUAGCAUCAUUGAAGUUGGUACCUCUUUAGCUGUCACAAGUUAACAUGCUUUGUUUUCUAUUUUAAAAGUAGAACCAAUUAGAGGUAAGAAUGAAAAAGAUGGUGCUUGUAAGGGGCUAGAAGAAAAACUUUCAAUUUUCAAUGUUUUUUUUAAAGCUGUUCUGUUUCAUUACCACUAGUAUAAUUGUAUAGCAUACUUAAAUGCACAGUUCUGCCUGUAUUCCUUCUAAAUAUUCAAAGCAAGGAUUUAUUAAUUUGGUAAAUAAAAAGUUUUAUCUAUAAUCUAAUUCUCUUUGACAAAGCAAAGAGAAUUCUGUCAUGAAAACUCCUAGAGAUGCCAAGCCUCAUUAUACUAAAGCUUCCAACUGCUUGUAUUCCAAGUGGAAACAGGUGGUUUGGAGUUUAAAAAUCCAAUGUACAAAAACGCAUUCCCAAUUGUAGUAGGAAAUAUUAUUGAAUGGUUCUCUUCUUUGAAGUAGCUUGUUAGAUGAGUUGCUACUGCACAAAAUCAGUAAUUGGCAGGUUUCAGCUGUUGCGUAUAUGCUGUAAUACUUUUAGUAAGGAUUAUACCUUUCAGUACAAGUGUGGUGCACGUGCAACAAUCAGUUUCAAAAUGGGGUAUUUAUAUCCAAAAAUGUUACAAUAUUAUAACUUUUACUUAUGAAAUCUAAGUUUAGUUUGUUCUAAUUGGCGCAAGUGCUUUCUCAAGCAUUAGUGAGAUCACUUUAGUUUUUAUGGCUUGUUCAUAUGCAUUUAAGCAACUGAGAAAUGCUAAUAAAUUCUUCAAAAUCUGUA